Molecule: messenger RNA, 411 nt
Organism: Podarcis lilfordi (Lilford's wall lizard)
Lineage: Eukaryota; Metazoa; Chordata; Lepidosauria; Squamata; Lacertidae
Source: the annotation of a GenBank genome assembly
AUGACGGUUUCCAGGGGCAUUGCAGUGCUUAAACGUGAUUUGACUCUUCUGGAGCCUAUUUUGAGGCCUGUGGUCAAAGAAGUCUCCCCUACCUUAUAUUUAGAUGCUGGCAGAGGAACGGACAAAGGGAUAUCUCUUCUCCACGAACCCCAAAGAAUGCUGCCACCCAGAAAAACAAAAAUCCAUUUUCUGCCCACAUCGUUCCCGCUUUCGGAACGUGGCCAAAGUUUUGGAGAGCACAACCGAGAAUAUCUUAAGGUGGUUUUUGUGGGGGUUUUUAGGCUGCGUUAUUAUAUUAAAAGCACACGACGUUCCCCUCCCCAACCUCGCGGGAACCGUAGUUUGCCCAAAGCACUGGGAAUUGUAGCGCUGCGAGCGUUUUUUACAUUUAAUUAUCGAUGUUGCUUUUAA